Molecule: messenger RNA, 1977 nt
Organism: Acanthosepion pharaonis
Lineage: Eukaryota; Metazoa; Mollusca; Cephalopoda; Sepiida; Sepiidae
Source: the annotation of a GenBank genome assembly
AUGUCAUAUUUUUUUCUUUUUCUUUCUUACACUUUUCUCUUCUUUUUUCUUCUUUUUUGCUUUCAUUCAUUCUUUCUACGCACAUCUUCAUUGUCUGUCUUUCUUUCUUUCUUUCUUUCUUUCUUUCUUUCCAUAUAUCCCUCAUUGUUUUUUCUUUCUUUCUUUUUGGUUGUUUGUUUCUUUCUUUAUUUCCAUAUAUCCGUCUUUCUUUCCUUUUUCUUUCAUUCUUUUUUUCUACCUACAUGUUUAUUUUCUUCUUUCUUUUUUCUUUCUUUCUUUCUUUCUUUCUUUCUUUCUUUCUUUCUUUCUUUCUUUCUUUCUUUCCACAUAUCUGUCUUUGUUUUUUCUUUCUUUCUUUUUGGUUGUUUCUUUCUUUCUUUAUUUCCAUAUAUCAUUCUUUCUUUCCUUUUUCUUUCAUUCUUUUUUUCUACCCACAUGUUUAUUUUCUUUCUUUCUAUCCACACACCCGUUUUCUUUCUUUCCAUCUUUCUUUCUUUCUUUCUUUCUUUCUUUCUUUCUUUCUUUCUUUCUUUCUUCAUUGAGUCAGUGAAAAUUCCUUGUGGCCCCUUAAAAUUAUUGGUCUAUCUAUCUAUCUAUCUAUCUAUCUAUCUAUCUAUCUAUCUAUCUAUCUAUCUUAAUCUGUUCAUUAUCUAUCUAUAUCAGGCAUGGGUAACCUUUUCCAAUCAUUUGCCCGUGACUGAUCUAUAUCAAUCUGUUCCUUAUCUAUCUAUCUAUCUAUCUAUCUAUCUAUCUAUCUAUCUAUCUAUCUAUCUAUCUAUCUAUCUCAAUCUGUUCCUUAUCUAUCUAUCUAUCUAUCUGUUCAUAUCUAUCUAUCUAUCUAUCUAUCUAUCUAUCUAUCUAUCUAUCUAUCUAUUCAUCUGUUCAUCUAUCUAUCUAUCUAUCUAUCUAUCUAUCUAUCUAUCUAUCUAUCUAUCUCAGGAAUGGACAACCUUUUACGAACAUUGGGCCGCGUCCCAUUCUAAAUGCCAUUCGGGCCGCAUUUCGUCCAUCUAUCUAUCUAUCUAUCUAUCUAUCUAUCUAUCUAUCUAUCUAUCUAUCUAUCUAUCUAUGUUCAUCAUCUAUCUUUCUAUCUAUCUUAUUUACAUUAUCUAUCUAUCUAUCUAUCUAUCUAUCUAUCUAUCUAUCUAUCUAUCUAUCUGUUCAUUAUCUAUGUAUCUAUAUGUUCAUUAUCUAUCUAUCUAUUUGUUCAUUGUCUAUUUAUUUUUCUAUCUAGCUGUGUCUUUUUCCUGUCCGACUUUUCUUUCUUUCUUUCUUUCUUUCUUUCUUUCUUUCUUUCUUUCUUUCUUUCUUUCUUUCGUUAUUUCUUUCUUUCUUUCGUUAUUUCUUUCUACCCAUAUAUUCAUUUUCUUUCUUUCUUUCUUUCUUUCUUUCUUUAUAUUCAUUUUCUUUCUUUCUUUCUUUCUUUCUUUCUUUCUUUCUUUCUUUCUUUCUUUCUUUCGUUAUUUCUUUCUACCCAUAUAUUCAUUUUCUUUCUUUCUUUCUUUCUUUCUUUCUUUCUUUCUUUUCUUUCUUUCUUUCUUUCUUUCUUUCUUUCUUUCUAUCUAUAUAUUCAUUUUCUUUCUUUUUUUCUUUCUUUCUUUCUUUCUACCUAUAUAUUCAUUUUCUUUCUUUCUUUCUUUCUUUCUUUCUUUCUUUCUUUCUAUAUAUUCAUUUUCUUUCUUUCUUUCUUUCUUUCUUUCUUUCUUUCGUUAUUUCUUUGUGUCCAUAUAUUCAUCUUCUUUCUUUCUUUCUUCCUUUCUAUCCGUCUUUCGUUAUUUCUUUCUACCCAUGUAUUCAUUUUCUUUCUUUCUUUCUUUCUUUCUUUCUUUCUUUCUUUCUUUCUUUCUACCCACAAAUCCGUCAUUUCUAUCUUUCUUUUUUAUUUUUGUUUGUUUGUUUGCUUCUUUCUUUCUUUCUAACUAUUCCCCACACCCAUACCCGACAGAUACAAAUAAACUCAUUUUCCGUGAUUCUUAA